Molecule: messenger RNA, 3838 nt
Organism: Xyrauchen texanus (razorback sucker)
Lineage: Eukaryota; Metazoa; Chordata; Actinopteri; Cypriniformes; Catostomidae
Gene: ofcc1
Product: orofacial cleft 1 candidate 1
Exons: 22
Coding region: 181-3108 (975 amino acids)
Cellular component (GO): perinuclear region of cytoplasm
Source: RefSeq, a predicted model, not a curated record
AUUUUAUAUGACUUUGUUACAGUUGCGUGCGAAGACAUUUUGUAGUUUAACAGCACAGUGCAACACAACAGCACAGUGACAUCCCAUAAUGACAUUCCAGUGUUUCACAUAACUGAGAAGUUACAGCAGAAGGCUCUGGAGCAACCUGAGCAGAAGAAAUCCAAGUCGGCUGAAUUUCUGAUGGCGGAAGGUGAGGAGGAGAGAGUCGUGAUUGAGGGCGCUGUGAAUCCUGCAUUCCGUGAGGACCUGGAGGUGCAGAGCGAGAUGAGAGGUGGCAUGCACGAUAGCACCCUUGCGGCUCGGCGACAGCGCAUGCAGGCCAGAACUGCAGCGCGAGGAAAUGAAGGUGCCCAAAAUUACUUUGACCCCUCUGUGGCGGCAGAGGGUGACCCAAGGCAGUGCAGGAUGUCUGAGGUCGGAGCCAGAGAUGAGCUGGAAUUAAAGUUUAUGAAUGCAGAUGAGAGAAACCUUUAUGAGAAACUUUCUGAAAUGCUUCAACAAGAAGACACCUCCACCAUCAUAGAUCUACCAGGUACGGUGAUGUCUGAUCGUGGUGUAGAAGAUGCUGCACCAGUGGCUGAGGGUGGAUGGAUAGAUCGGCAGAGAGACGAGCAGUUGGGGAGGAGAGAAGACACAAUCUCUCAGUAUGUGGAGCAGCUAGAUGAGCGUGUGCAGAAACACAUGAUCCCAUUGGGCAGACCUGCACUGGGACAGGAAGAGCUUUUGGAGCGAGGGAUGACAGAGGAGAAGGUGUGGGCGAGGAAGAAGAAAGUGAUGUCGCUUAUAAAGGGGAAUUCAAAGAUCAGGCACAAGGAUGAGGAGGAGGCUGUUCUCCGGGACAGACUGUAUGCUGUGUUCCAGCGGGCAGAAAACCGGUUGCUGAAUUCUCUACGUCAGCGUCAAGCUGAAGUCAUUGACCAAUAUGGCGAGAUUGUAGAAGAGACAGGAAACACAGAGGCACUGAGCAUCGGACCUGACCUCCACUGGCAGGUGGAAUGGACACACACUCCGCAGCCCAUAGAGGUGCAAGUUUUAUGUCUGCGGGCGGUGAGAGAGAAGCUGCCCAGCGGUCUCUACUCUGUGAGCAUGUCCCUGCACACUCAGCUGGGCGGCCACACACUGCGCUGGUCUCGUCUGCAGGAGCAGCGGUGGGCUGCGAACACUGAUCCCGUGCAACACCACGGCCGAUACAGGGACACAGAGCUCAACAUUAACCAGAGCCUGUACAUGGUCUUGCCUGCAUCAUGUGACCUGUUGCCAUCCAGUGUUCUAGUGUUCAGGCUGUUGUCUCUGCCCGGCGAUCACAGUUAUGUCAGUUCUGUGGUGAGCUGGGGUGCCUUCCCCAUCUGUGACUGCUCCCUUAAACUCCUCAAGGGCAAGUUCAAGACCCCUCUGCUGCGCGGCGGUCCAAACGCAUCGGUCAACCAGUUCCGCAAAAUCGAGCAUCUGCUCUCCACUGACCUGGACAACUGGCUUUGCAACAUCUACUUCCAGGUGAAGAGACUUCCACGAGGCAGCACCAGGGUUCCAGAGCACAGCUUCCCACUUCAGAUCCCCUCUCACCCCCGGCAGAGCUUCAAUCAGGGGCCUCCUCUCCACCCAAACACCUCCAGCCGCUCCUCUGCGUCGCUGCCAGGUAAGAGCCCCACUGGAGCUGUGUUACACCCAGAGCCCAUCGUCCAGACAAAUCCGCCCAGCGCUGACAAAAACAAAGCUACAUUUCACACAAGCAAGAGCGACAGACAGCAGAAGAUCAUCACGAGAAAUAGUGAAACGCUCCGAUCACUCACUAAAGAUCAGCUGGAGCAAUUCACCUUCUCACUGCGAUCUCAGCAUCACAGUCAGCACUGCUCUGCUCCGAUGUGUUGUGGGACGGCUGACAGGAUGCGUCUAGCAGUGCGUCUCCUCCAGUCUCUGCUCGAUCUCUCCUUGCGUCCAUGUCAUCGACUGUCUCAGAUCAGUCUGAACGUUCUGCUGUUCACUCUCAUGUGGUUCCCACGUCUGUAUCUGCAUUACUGCAGUCAGUGGAUUUACCUGCAGAGCAAACACAUCCCCAUCAACAGGUUCGGGUUGUGUGCGCACACUGUGGUUCUGGUGUAUCAGGGCUCACUGCUGUCCAGCCUGGAGGAAGUGAUGCUGGUGCUGCUCGGCCCCGUGACCUUGAGUGCAGCUACGCUGCUGCUGCUCGCGAUCAGAUGGGGCUGUCAGCGUGCGUUUGGCUCAACGCCCUCCUUCCUGUCAAAGUUUAUCACAGCUGCGGCGCUGUGGACAGUGCUCCACCCUCUGGCACUCUUCACUGUGGAUGCCGUCCUGGGGCGUUUGUCCUACAGCGCAGAGGAACCAUUGGCAGAUGCUGCUAAACUCUAUUGGCAUUUCUAUCGGACUGAGCAGUCGGGCACAGCGGGCAUCAUCAUCACCCUCUUCCUGUACGCCGUCCACUUCAUCCUGUCCCUCACUGUUUUUUACGUUUACUUGCUCAGACUUCACAAUGACGGGAGACUGUUAGACAUCUACCAGCGUCUCCACUGCGCUGAGGGAGCGUUCUUCAUUCCACAUGACAUGGAGGUCUCCAACCAGGAGCUCAAUUACAUUGUGAAGAUGGCAGAGCAAUGGAGAGGUUUCAAUGGAGAGAGACGCAAGGAUGACUGUUUUGAGAACAAAUCUCAAUAUGAUGCUGGCUUUGCCAGAAAACUGUUGCUCAAAGAUAAGUCCGUGCCGACUAUUCUGGGAACAACGACGACGCAAACUGUAGCAGUGCAUGACUACAUCUGGACAGAGGAGGAGCCUGUUCCAGGAUUGGCUCCGCCUGCUGGCACGUCCAUCAAUGGAUGUGAGACCAGCACCCAUCUAUCCAUCUACACACUCCAUCUCAGCGGCCUACGCCAACAUUACAGGCACUUCCUGCGACAGCCCGAUGGAGCUAUAAUAGAGGUGAUGGAGGACAUUGACAGUGCCGAGUUUCAUAGAGCAUAUGAACAUGAGAAGAUGAAGUGUAUGACACAUCUGAGAGAGAGGAAGAGAAGGAAACCUGCGUGGCGAUCACACAGAGUUGAGCCUGUUGGAGGAAGUGUCUAUGACUCCAUCACUGCAGUUAAAGAGUCCAAAUGAAAACAAACACGUGAUAACAAUAAUACAUUAUACUUUUGCUUUUCAAAAUUCAAUAAUGUGUGACAAAACAGAGGAAAAAAAAAGGAUAAUGAAAUCCAUAAUAUAUUUACAUUGUGUAUUUAUAUUCAGUUUUUUUUGACAUUUAUUUAUUAAUUUUUUUAUUAUCUUAUAUUUUAUUUGUCUACUAACAAUGUCCAACAGUGUGUGUACAUGCAUCACAGGAGAUGUAUGUGUUUUUUCUUUUUUUUUUCUGAAAGUCAUGCCAGUUUCAAAGAUGCACAUCUAAAAUUCUGUAUUGUGUUUAAUAGAAUUCUGUGCUGGAAAUGAUGCCGAUGGAAAUUACAUUUUAAAUUAUUAUCAUUAUUUUUAUUGUUUUAUUUUUUUUUUUUUUCUUCAAAUAUCACUUGACUCAUAUUUAAUCUCAAGCAUGCCCUUUAUUGACACUUUGUAUAUAAGUUGAAGAAUUACCUAAAUGCAAUGUUUGGUAGUGAAAAUAGAUAACGAUGAAUAUAACAAUGAAUUAAAUAAUAAUAAUAAUAACAAUUUGAGAAGGAUUUAUUUGAACCUAUUUUAACUUGAAGACCUGAAAACAAAUGUUUACUGAAUUUGAAUGGACUGAUUUUUCUAUUAUUAAAUGAAUCAAAAUCAAAAUAUAUUUUUCUUUCUCUCUAGAUCUCUAGAUCAAGUUUUUUUGUUGUCUUACAAACCUAGAAAACCAACAAAAGAGAAA